AUGGCCCCCUCCACUACCUCCUCCCGCCGCAGCUCAAACUCCUCCACAUACAGCACGUCCUCCAGCAGAAGCGGCUCGCAUUUCUCCCACUACUCACACUCGCACUCACACCAUUCUUCGACACCAUCGCCAUACUCCAGCGCCGCCUCUAGCUUCGCGGGUCUAGGCCCCACCAUCACCAUCAAUACCAACACCUCCAGCACGACCAGCAGCCGCUCUUCUUCCUCCGCGUCGUCGCCUUCAUCAGCAUCUGGCCCAUAUACGGCUGGCGAGGCGGCGAGAGAUGCGCAGAUGGGGGCGGCGAUCUUGGCUUGGCCGGCUGAUGAGGUGUGGGUUGCUCCCAAGAUUUGA
Sordaria macrospora k-hell is the source of this 351-nucleotide messenger RNA. RefSeq lists its product as uncharacterized. Lineage: Eukaryota; Fungi; Ascomycota; Sordariomycetes; Sordariales; Sordariaceae. The record is from RefSeq and is a predicted model, not a curated record.